CACACACACACACACACACACACACACACACACACACACACACCCCUCCUUCCUUGUUUCUCUGUCUUCUUCUUCAGUCAGUUUGUCUUUUAUCCAGUCUGUGUCUCUUCUGUUCUCUGCCGAAAAGCAAAGGAGAUAAAAUGAUAAUUUAAACACAUUAACACGAGAAAGAACGUUUUAUUUAUCUUUGUUUGUUCUCUUUAGGAGUAUUUUUGUGAGCGCAGGAGGACGCUGUGUAAUGUUGCUUUUUCUUUUUUUCUCAGGAGUCCCACAUUGUGCUGGUUGUUCCUGGUGCCAUGCCUGCUGAAAAGAAAUUCAAAAUUAGAGGCAAGGCAAAUGGGGUUUGAAAUCCCUCCAGAUUCUGAGCAAGMUAUCCAGAAGGAAAGGAAGGAGUUGAAACAUUUCUGAAAAAGCCGACUAACAGAAAGUGUAUGCUGCCUCUCACUGUGACCUUCCUGCCACCACCAUGAGCUGGAGCUUCCUGACACGCUUGCUGGAAGAAAUUCACAACCACUCCACAUUCGUGGGCAAGAUCUGGUUAACCGUCCUCCUCGUUUUCCGCAUCGUUCUGACGGCCGUUGGCGGCGAGUCCAUCUACUACGACGAGCAGAGCAAGUUCGUCUGCAACUCUGGCCAGCCGGGCUGCGAGAACGUCUGCUACGACGCCUUCGCGCCGCUGUCGCACGUCCGCUUUUGGGUCUUCCAAACCAUCCUGGUGGCCACGCCUUCGCUCAUGUAUCUGGGCUACGCUGUCAACAAAAUCGCCCGGGCGGAGGAGCRGGCGAACGGUGGGGGCUCGAGCAGAAGUUCGCAGAACAAAUCAAAGAAGUCUUAUCUCGCGGGCAGAAAACAGCACAGGGGCGUCGAAGAGGCUGAGGAUGACGACGACGAAGAAGAUCCGAUGAUCUAUGAGGCGACAGAGGAGGGUAGUGAUGCGGGCGGACCCGCAAAGGGAGGCGGCAGUGAGAAACACGUGAAAGUCAAGGUUCGGCACGAUGGGCGCCAGCGUAUCAAAGCAGAUGGACUGAUGCGCAUUUAUGUCAUCCAGCUGUUGGCCCGCUCGGUCCUGGAGGUGGCUUUUUUAUGUGGCCAGUACGUGCUGUAUGGAUUCGCCGUCCCCGCCAGAUUCGUGUGCUCAGACCUGCCCUGCCCUCACAGCGUGGACUGCUUCGUGUCUCGACCCACCGAGAAAACCAUCUUCCUCCUCAUCAUGUACACCGUCUCCCUGCUCUGUCUGGCCCUCAACGUAUGGGAGAUGCUCCACCUGGGCGUCGGCACCAUCUGCGAGAUCGUGCGUUCUCGCCGGCUGCCGCUCCCUGAUGAUGAGCUGUACGGACUCACCAGGAGAAACAAAGCUCUCAGCGAGGGAGGACUGAGUGGCGACGACUACACCAGCUACCCCUUCACCUGGAACGCACCGUCAGCCCCACCGGGGUACAACAUCGCCGUCAAGCCUCUUCUAGUGUCUAAAGGGAACCACAAUGCACCUCUACCCAUCAGCGACCUCACUAAUGCCAAGAUCACGUGCCGACAGAACCACGUGAACAUUGCCCAGGAGGAACGUCAGCAGUGCACCAAUUUUGAUGGGAGAGGAGAUGCCUCCAGAAAUGCUCAGGACUUGGGUCAGACCCAGAACAAGCUGAAGGCCGAUAACCAAGCCUACAGUCRGCUGCAGAGCCACAAUAACAACCACAGCAGGCCUAAUCGCGAACGUAAACACCGGCACGCCUCCAGACAYGCCUCCAGCAAGGCAGAGACCGACGGGGGCAGCAGCAGCACCAGCRUUAGCAGCAAAUACGGCGUGAUGAAGGGUUCAGAGUGGAUCUGAAGCACAGGUUUCUACUUCUGCAAAGGAUUUACUGGCAGAAAAUUUACAUUUCUGUAUCUGUACAAAACAGAUGACAACAGGGUGACCAAUUUAUAAUARUUUCAGUUUUAUUUGAGCAAUAAAAUGAAAAGCAGAUGUUAUUUUUCCCACCUAUCUGAACUUACAAGGGGUAAUAAACAGGAAAUUUCAUGCAGCUACUUCAMACUAAUUGGCUCUAAUGCUGAACUGAAACCGUUUACACAAGUAAACGUGUGUCUUAAAAAUAAAAUAAAGCUUUCCACCUCAGGGAGACAUCUAAAAUAUUCAAAUUUAGUAUUAUAGAAUUUGUUAUAAGUAACAGUUUAUAUUUUAAAGGUUUUAUGUCCUACAGUGAAGAGAAAGAUUUUUUGCUAACACAUUAUACAGCUAGGAAUACCGGUAAYGUGAUUGUAAAAUAAAUAGAUUAUUUAGUUCAGAGUUAGCCUCCAAAACAAUUAGUACUUUUUUAGCAGUAAGUUGAAGUUUUGUGUGGCGUAUUUCUUUAAGAUGCCUAAUUUUUUUAUUUUAUUUUACAUGAAGAACGAURGCUUUUUGUUAGCAGAGGCCUUUUUGUUGUAGUUUAAGUGCCUUUCUUGUUGAACUGCUCACAGUGACUCUACAUUACUUAUUUAAAUUAGUUUUGUUUAAACUCUUCAUCGUUGUAGAUACUAGGACUAACUGUUUAAAAUUCCAUUUCAAGAAAAAAUAAAGUUUUUCCUAUUUUCAUGAA
This is a messenger RNA of Austrofundulus limnaeus, 2576 nucleotides long. RefSeq names its product gap junction gamma-1 protein. The record is from RefSeq and is a predicted model, not a curated record. Gene Ontology annotation, cellular component: connexin complex. Gene Ontology annotation, molecular function: gap junction channel activity. Gene Ontology annotation, biological process: cell-cell signaling. Lineage: Eukaryota; Metazoa; Chordata; Actinopteri; Cyprinodontiformes; Rivulidae. Bases 467 to 1828 code for a protein of 453 amino acids. The transcript is spliced from 4 exons.